AUGUCCAUUAACAAUGACCAAGCCCAGAUAGAAUGGGCGAAGACAAUCCUUCCUGUUUACCGAACUAUUCUAAGACUGAAUCCUACUAGUCUUAACUCUUUCCUCUUUGGUCUUUUUGUCGCUUACACACACCAAUUCUGGCGCCCACUGUGUGCGAAGCUAGGUGUCCUGUCCUCAGAUCCAGGCGACACUGCAAAAAUGAGACUCUGGAAGAGGCAAGCAUUCGUUAUGCUAUCCGACUUAUUUCUUCGUAUUCAUCACUCUGAACCUCUGGCCCAACUCUCUUCCUUCGCCACUUCAUCAAACACCCCCUCUUCCUCUUCUCUACCUUCGGCUGAUGAGUCUGAUGCCCGCAAUUCAACAAUCAUUCUGUCUAUCCCCCCUCAGCCUCGUCGGAUUAAGGAGCCCCAGAAGCAGGGACGAACGACCCGUUCCACAGUUCGGAAUCGCCUUCUGAGUGUGAUAGAAUCGAGUGAAGCACCCAAAGACAUUCUAACGUCUGCAGAGCAGACUGACACUCUUACGACUACCCCUGCAACUAUUGCAUCUGCAAGAGCUCCACCAGAGAGUGACGAGAAUACACGUUCUACCAAGGAUGACCUUACACCAACCGGAGACACGGGAUUAGUUCUGAUGCCUUUAAAGUCAAACUGGAGCAGGACGACAGUGUUAUUUCUUGCAAUUCUCGAAAACGUAACAGGGAACCCCAUGAAAUCUGACAGAGGAUCGGACAUCUCCCAAAGCUGCAAAACUCUCACAAACCGGUUCGCUUUCCAAACGGAAUUGGUCCCAGAAGCUAAGUUCCUAGCUGAUGUUCGCUUCCCAGCAGCUGGUGUUCGCUUCUCCCAACAGAUUGAUCCUAGCAGCCUUCUUAGCCAUUUGCGGUAUACAAAAACCCACAUGACCCAGAAGACGAUGCAUCCAAAAGCUUUCUCGCCAGAGCAAGAACGGUUCCUUAGAGAGGUGCUGAUGCCACAGUUUGUCAAAGGAAAACUCGGCUACCUUUCAGUGCAAGAAACCGCCAGCCAGUGUUUCCAACAACUCAGAGAAGCGUUUCCUGAGCUGUCAGCAACCGAUGAGAUGCAGAAUAUCCAGAAGAAAGUUGGUGUCCUCUCUUUCUGCGACCGAUUUGGCCUAACUACCUCUAGCGAAUCACGGAAAUGCUUCGAGAAGAAUGGCAGCAUCAUCAAGAAAGGGCGAAAGCGCGCGCACACACUUAUUGAACACUACAUGCAUACCGAAUGCAGGGAGAACCGCGUUUUUAAGGUUAGAUUGGACAAGGAGAUACGCAAGGCCGAAGAGGAGAUACUCAAGGCCAGAUUGCUUGCUAUCGGUGGCACAAAGGGUACGAGCAGGGUGAAUAGAGAUACUGAAGAUGACAGCGCUGUUGCAAACAAGGGAAAGGCUAAGGAUAACACCAAGACAAAUACCGACCCCGAUACUGAUGGAGCAGCACAGACUGUCGACCUGAAGAAUACGAGUCAACUAAUUACUCCUGGAAAGAUGAUGCAGAUGAAGAAGAGAAUAGCGGAGGAUCUCUUUCAACACGCGACUCCCCAGGUCAAGGCAAAGAUAGAAGAACUGUAUGGCGCCGAGAUCAGAAAGUUUAGAGAUAGUCGCAUGUCCGGGAAGCAGACAAAGAAUGAGGAAGAGGAAGAAGCGAACGAGGAUUUAGAUUCAGAGGAGGCGAUAUUGAGUGCGUUGACAAAAGUACUUGGAUCGCAGGAAGAAAAGGAGACUGAGACUGCUCAAGACGUUAACGCUAAGACUGCUACAGCAGAUGCUCCGGAGUUGAAUUCACCAGGUGUUGUCAUGUUAGGAUAUGGAGCCGGGUUGGAAGAAAGACCGCCAAUGUAUGUUUCACCUUCCCAGCUGCAGCAUCACGUUUCAUCACACUCCGGCAUGCCCGGCGUGCCCGGCUAUGUUGCCACAACCACCGAGCUACCCACUGUCACCUCCCUCAUCUGCAACGCUGCGCUCUCUGACACUCCCAGAGUCCCAGAUCCGACCUUGAAUCAGUUUGCCCCCAGCCUGAAUACACUCCUUGAGGUUCAGCCCAAUGAAGAACUCAUCACUUCGUGGAUUCAAAGCAACAUUUGGUCAGAGCAAUGGGAUACUACGUCCAUGCCGUGGCCUUCGCCGGAACUGAACACAGCUGGCUUAGAGCUUUCGUGUCUGUUGGACAAGACUCUGAUCUGCACAGAACCUAUGGAUACGGGCGAAGGAAGCGACCCCGAUACUACCUUUACCCUGGACGCUCCUCGGGAUCUGUGGAGCAGUAUUAUCCAGGACAAUCUUGAUUUCCUCUCUUCAAACCCGGAGCCAUCAUUUCAUCCCGAUGACACCUCUGGAGGUCCCAAUGGCAGCGGUGUCAAUUCAGCGAUGUCUGGCAACACUGUAUAUCAGCUUCCACUGAUUCCAGCUGAUGAGUUUUCAGCGGCCUUGAAUCUCCGAGCGAGUAUCCCUACCGGCCAUGCUGACAAAGUCCUUCCCGUGUCGCUUCAGGAUAUCACCACCACCACCACCGGGAGAACCAACCCCGUUCCAACCCAACAUAUACCUAAGCCUCCUCAGCAAGAUCAAGAAUCUGGAGCAUCAAGUUGCUCUUGUGGCAUCGUGAUUACGCUGAAUAAUGUCUCCCAACAUAUUGUACAGGCACAGGCGAUCUUUCGCACCUCUAAUUUAGGCGCCACCUUCAAUGCUUGCGUUAAUUUGUGGUUGAAAUUUGAGCAAUGUCCAGACAUUCCGAAUAUGCUCUCGGAGUAUCUCUCUGCGAGAAACCUCCAGCUCGAACUACCCGACAUGUCUGUUACACACAAGUAUACACUUAUCAGAGAAAUUCUUUGCUGGUGGAACGAUAUUCAACCUGAACGCCGCCAGACGUCCAAGGGAUAUGCCCUUCCCAUUCCGAACUACUCGUUCGAAUUUUCCACCUUGAAAAAGAAAGGACCCCAUGGUAUGGUUCAAAUAAUGGAAGCCAUGAGGUGGUGGGGAACGAUGCAACUCGAGACUAAUCAAUGGAUGUUAUUUGUCCAGGAUGUUACAGCUUGCUAUGUCGCGAUGCUGGGGGAUAUCGGUGGUGAUGAAGGUGACUAA
Messenger RNA from Desarmillaria tabescens, 3096 nucleotides. RefSeq lists its product as uncharacterized. The record is from RefSeq and is a predicted model, not a curated record. The transcript has 13 exons. The coding region runs from base 1 to 3096 and encodes 1031 amino acids. NCBI's taxonomy places the organism in Eukaryota, Fungi, Basidiomycota, Agaricomycetes, Agaricales, Physalacriaceae.